This is a messenger RNA of Thalassophryne amazonica, 6286 nucleotides long. RefSeq names its product ankyrin 1, erythrocytic b (gene ank1b). The transcript is spliced from 43 exons. Bases 26 to 5860 code for a protein of 1944 amino acids. The record is from RefSeq and is a predicted model, not a curated record. Gene Ontology annotation, molecular function: protein binding. Lineage: Eukaryota; Metazoa; Chordata; Actinopteri; Batrachoidiformes; Batrachoididae. Gene Ontology annotation, biological process: signal transduction.
UAGCAGCAGCAGCAGCAGCGGCACCAUGGCGCAAGCUGCCAAGCAGCUCCGCAAGACCAAGGACCUCGCGGAGGCCGCCGCCCAAGAGCAGAGGGAGAAGGAAGAGGAAAAGAUUAAAAAAAGGAAUCGAUCCAGGGACCGCAGGCGCAAGGCAGAUGCAACCACCAGCUUUCUGCGAGCAGCUCGUUCAGGUAACUUGGAUAAGGCCCUCGAUCACAUCAAGAAUGGAAUCGACAUUAACGUUGCUAAUCAAAAUGGUCUCAAUGGGUUACACCUGGCCUCUAAAGAAGGUCACGUCAAAAUGGUCCUCGAACUACUGCACGCUGGCAUUGAGCUUGAGGCCACCACCAAGAAAGGAAACACAGGCCUUCAUAUCGCAGCGCUGGCGGGGCAGGAAAAAGUGGUGGCUGAGCUCAUCCACUACGGUGCCAACGUUAAUGCCCAGUCACAUAAAGGGUUCAGCCCUCUUUACAUGGCAGCACAGGAGAACCACUUAGAGGUUGUGAAGUUCCUGCUCGAGAACGGUGCCAAUCAGAGUCUCCCGACUGAGGACGGCUUCACUCCUCUGGCAGUGGCGCUCCAGCAGGGCCAUGAAAAUGUUGUGGCGCUGCUCAUUAACUACGGUACCAAAGGCAAAGUCCGCCUUCCUGCGCUACACAUCGCUGCACGAAAUGAUGACACGCGCACCGCUGCUGUGCUUCUCCAGAACGACCCGAACCCUGACGUUCUCAGCAAGACUGGUUUCACUCCUCUCCACAUUGCUGCUCACUAUGAGAAUCUGAGUGUCGCCCAGCUGCUGCUUAACAGAGGAGCCAAUGUAAACUUCACCCCGAAGAAUGGCAUCACACCCCUUCAUAUAGCCUCCAGGAGAGGUAACGUGAUCAUGGUCAGACUACUGCUGGACAGAGGGGCACAGAUUGAUGCCAAAACAAAGGAUGAGCUGACUCCUCUUCACUGUGUGGCCAGAAAUGGUCACGCCCGCAUCAUUGAGAUCCUGCUGGAACACGGUGCUCCUAUCCAGGCUAAAACCAAGAAUGGUCUGUCCCCCAUCCAUAUGGCAGCUCAGGGGGAUCACAUGGACUGUGUCAGGCAGCUACUCCAAUACAAUGCUGAGAUCGACGAUAUCACGCUGGAUCAUUUAACUCCUCUUCAUGUAGCAGCCCACUGUGGCCACCAUCGUAUGGCCAAAGUCCUCCUUGACAAGGGGGCCAAAGCUAAUGCACGAGCCCUGAACGGUUUCACACCUCUCCACAUUGCCUGCAAGAAGAACCACAUGCGGUCGAUGGACCUGCUGCUGAAGCACUCUGCCUCCUUAGAAGCAGUCACAGAGUCUGGCCUCACUCCUCUUCAUGUAGCAGCAUUUAUGGGCCAUCUGAACAUUGUGAAAAACCUGCUCCAGAGAGGAGCAUCACCUAAUGCUUCCAAUGUGAAAGUAGAGACUCCGCUCCACAUGGCGUCCAGAGCAGGACACUGUGAAGUUGCUCAGUUCCUUCUGCAGAACACAGCACAAGUGGACGCAAAGGCCAAGGAUGACCAGACGCCUCUACACUGUGCGGCCCGUGUCGGCCACAAGGAGCUUGUCAAGCUGCUGCUCGAGCACAAAGCCAAUCCAGACUCGGCCACGACGGCAGGCCACACCCCCUUACACAUCGCCGCUCGUGAGGGACACAUCCACACAAUCCGAAUCCUGUUGGAUGCCGGGGCACAGCAGACUAAGAUGACAAAGAAAGGGUUCACUCCUCUCCAUGUGGCCUCUAAAUAUGGAAAAGUGGAUGUAGCUGAGCUCCUGCUGGAGAGAGGGGCCAAUCCUAACGCAGCUGGAAAGAACGGUCUGACUCCUCUUCAUGUGGCCGUCCAUCACAACAACCUGGAUGUUGUUAAACUCCUUGUCAGCAAAGGAGGAUCUGCACACAGCACUGCCCGAAACGGCUACACUCCUCUGCAUAUAGCAGCCAAACAGAACCAGAUGGAGGUGGCCAGUUGUCUGCUGCAAAAUGGUGCAUCGCCCAACUCCGAAUCGCUGCAGGGCAUCACGCCGCUACAUCUGGCAUCACAGGAGGGACGGCCCGACAUGGUGGCCCUGCUAAUCUCCAAACACGCCAAUGUUAAUCUGGGGAACAAGAAUGGACUGACACCUUUACAUCUUGUGGCCCAGGAGGGUCAUGUGGGUAUUGCCGACACCUUGGUCAAACAGGGAGCGUCUGUUUACGCUGCUUCACGGAUGGGCUACACACCCCUUCAUGUGGCCUGUCACUAUGGCAACAUCAAAAUGGUGAAGUUCCUUUUGCAACAACAAGCUCACGUAAACAGCAAAACAAGGAUGGGCUACACGCCUCUGCACCAGGCAGCUCAGCAGGGCCACACCGAUAUCGUCACACUGCUGUUGAAACAUGGAGCCCAGCCCAAUGAGGUUACUACGAAUGGAACGUCUCCUCUGGGCAUCGCGAAACGGCUGGGAUACAUUUCUGUCAUUGAUGUACUGAAACUGGUUACCGAGGAGUCUGUUUCCACGGUCACUACAGAGAAACAUCGGAUGAGUUUUCCUGAGACCGUAGAUGAAAUUUUGGAUGUUUCAGAGGAUGAAGGAGUUGCCCAGCUAACUUUAGGAGAUGAGCUGCUCGGGAUGGAUGGAGCUCGGUACUUAAAGCUUGAUGACUUUAAGGAUCAGGAUGAUGAUUUUCUUUCCCCGAAGAAGACCCUCAGAGACUUUGAGGGGGGUAUGGGGACCACGCCGUAUUCUCCUGCCAUUCCCAGAAUCCCUUGUGUGUCCCCAGAGACCGUUCUAUUGGAUCAGCACACUCCGGUCCCUCUGCCAAAGGAAUAUGAUGAAGACUCUCUAAUCCCGAGCAGUCCAGCUACAGAGACUUCGGAUAAUGUCAGCCCUGUAGCCAGCCCCAUUCACACAGGCUUCCUGGUGAGUUUCAUGGUGGACGCUCGCGGUGGCUCGAUGCGAGGCAGCAGACAUCAUGGCCUCAGAGUCAUCAUCCCUCCUCAGACCUGUGCCGCACCAACACGCAUCACCUGUCGCCUGGUCAAGCCCCAGAAACUGACCACGCCUCCUCCGCUGGUGGAAGGGGAGGGGCUUGCUAGCCGCAUCAUCUCUUUGGGGCCGUCCAGUAUGCAGUUCCUUGGGCCGGUAAUCGUGGAAAUACCUCAUUUUGCUUCACUGGGCCGAGGGGACAGAGAACUUGUGGUCCUCCGCAGCGAAAACGGCUCCAUCUGGAAGGAACAUCGCAAUCGCUAUGGUGAUGAAGUGCUGGAAACUAUUCUGAAUGGCAUGGAUGAAGACCUGGAGAGUCAAGACGAGCUGGAGAAGAAGAGAAUCCGCCGGAUUAUCUCCACUGACUUUCCCCUCUAUUUUGCUGUGGUCUCACGUAUUCAGCAGGAAAGCGAUCUGAUUGGUCCAGAAGGUGGCCGGCUGAUGAGCAAGCUCGUACCUCACGUCGAGGCCAUCUUCCCCGAGACGGCCGUCACCAAAAGAGUGAGAUUGGGACUGCAGGCUCAGCCGAUCCCUGAUGAACUGCUGACGCGGCAGCUUGGAAAUCAAGCGACCUUCAGUCCUGUAGUGACUAUUGAGCCACGACGACGCAAAUUUCACCGUCCAAUUGGGUUGCGUAUCCCUUUGCCACCAUCGUGGAGGGAGAGUCCUCGUGAUGCUGGGGAAGGUGAUACCACAAGCUUGCGACUCCUCUGCAGCGUCAUCGGAGGGACUGCAGCAGCUCAGUGGGAAGACAUCACUGGAACCACCAAGCUGAUGUACGCCAACAACUGUGCCAACUUCACCACCAACGUUUCUGCAAGGUUCUGGUUGGCAGACUGUCCACGCACAGCAGAGGCAGUGACCUUUUCCAACUUGUUGUACCGGGAACUCAUGGCUGUUCCGUACAUGGCAAAGUUUGUUAUUUUCGCCAAGAUGAAUGAAGCGCGUGAGGGUCGCUUGCGUUGUUACUGCAUGACAGACGACAAGAUGGACAAAACUCUGGAGCUGCAUGAGAACUUCACAGAAGUGGCCCGCAGUCGAGACAUCGAGCUGAUGGAAGGACUGCCGCUGCACUUAGAAUGUUCUGGGAACCUGGUACCCAUAAGGAAGGCCACCCAGCAGCCUCGCAGUUUCAGUUUCCAGGCCUUCAGAGAUAACAGAUUACCUGUCUCAGUCAAGGUCAGAGAUAGCAACAAGGAUGCCACCGGGUUUUUGUCCUUUUUACGGAAGUGUACCAAAUAUGAGGACACACAGCACGUACUGUGUAACCUUAAUAUAACAAUGCCACCUUGUGUCAAGGUUGUUGGAAGUGAAGAACGCAGGCGAACUUUAACUCCUCUGGCCCUGAGGGAGCGCUACAGCGCUCUGAACGAGCCUGGUGUGGCAGCAGUGAAUGCCAUGGAGCGGGCAGAGGUCAAAAUCAACAUUAUAUCUGAACAGCUGGGAUUGAGUUGGGCAGAACUGGCUCGAGAGCUUCAGUUUAGUGUGGACGACAUCAACAGAAUCCGUGUGGAGAACCCCAACUCCCUGCUUGACCAGAGCUCUGCCCUGCUCAACCUGUGGGCCACCAGAGAGGGCAAAAGAGCAAAAAUGGAGAGUCUGUACAGUGCUCUGAGGAACAUCGACCGCGCAGACAUUGUGAGCUCUCUGGAGAGUCAGGCUGCACAGCCAGCACCUGGUUCUUCAGAGGAGGGCGCCUGUCAGCUGGGCAACCGCGACGCCGCCAUGCUGUCCCCCAGUGUCUUCAAUGAGGUCACGGACACAAGGCCAACGCGCCUCGUGCACAAGCCCAGAGUUAUUAGGCCCCCGUUUUUCAGGAGGGGUUACGGGCUGGUGCAGGAGGACAUGCUGUCCCCAGCCUCCAUGCAAUACAGCCUGCCCUCGCCGCUUGGCGUGGAGCCUUACUGGCAGGAGGUCUCCAGCCUUGAGUGUGCCCCCAUUGCAACCACAGAAGAAGACACAUUAAUGGAGAUGUCGGAUGUUCAGGUGUGGCCGGCAGGCAUCAGCCCAUCACUGGUUACAGUGGAGGACUCGUCACUGGAGGGCAGCAGUCGGGCCGAUGACUCAGAAGGAGCCACGCUUUCUCUACCUUGCAGCUUGGGUCGCCCGAGCAGUGGGGCCAGUGGAGCCAGUGGCUCCAUCAUGGAGCUGGAGGAGGAGGAGGAGGAGGAGGAGGAGGAAGGGGAUGUGGAGAAUGAGGAGGCGCCUCAGGAGCCGGCAAUAACGCUGGUCGAAAGGGACAGGGUGAGGGCCAGUGGGGCCGUUCCCAAGGUCAACCUUAAUGGGCAGCUGGGAGGUCAGAGGUUGGAUGGAAGGAGGGGGGAGGCCCUUGCAGCACUAGGAGGAGCAAAAGGAGGAAGUGGAGGUGUAGGGCUUGGUUCAGUGGAAAGGAUUUCUGUUGUUGCAGGCCAGCAAGUUUAUGCCCAGCGGUGUGAGACAUCAGGACUGAGCCGGCCUGUGGAGCACAACGGAGACAACCGGGUUGUAGGAGGUGGAGCAUUUCAGCCGUACCUACCAGAAAAGGAUUCGCUGCAGGGCUGGGUGGGCUCCGUUUCCUCGGCUCGUGACGGCAGCACGGCGGGCAUGCGCGUGGCCCAGGAGGCUCUGCUCACUCCGGUGUGUGAUACUAGUUACACACAUGUGCUUCGAGGGCGCCUCCUACAGGGAACGCAACCCUUUGACAAGGGGCUGGGCUUCUCUCACCAGGAGGUGGGGCAUCGUACCUGUGAACAGCAGCAAAGGCGGGGCCAGAGAGAUGAGAAGAAAGAGGACUAUGUUGCUGAACAUGAUGAACAUGGACAUGCGCUUGUACGAAAGGCGCAGAUAGCUACUGCCAAAUCAUCUUCCACAAAAAUGCAACCGGACCGCAGAAGAAAAUGAGAAUGUACCGUGAAGAAGACGUGUUCAAAGACUGACGACACUGAAGAAGACGAGCACAUUACGAUCCUCAGAGAGGUCCCGGUGCACCACGAACUAAAUGAAAAGAAGAAGAUGAAAAAAGAAGUUCAACUUGUAGUUUUAUAACAUUUGUAAAGAAAAUAUCAACUAGACUAAGGCAUGAAUUUUUUUUAUACAAAAAGAAACAUAAAUGUGAGUAAAAUAAUCCAGAAAAAGCAACAAAAGUGCUUCCUGUGAACUGUAAUCGCAUGAUGACUGCUGGUGCAUGACCUUUGACAUCUUCAACCAUCAUUAUCCAAAAACUGAAGGCGCUCGGUACGGAAUUGGCCCACAGUUUGGCCAUGGACCGUUUUAAGGACCCUAUUCUCCCCAGCUGAGUGCUUUCUGACAAACCCAACAUGACAGGCA